Molecule: messenger RNA, 5393 nt
Organism: Schistocerca piceifrons (Central American locust)
Lineage: Eukaryota; Metazoa; Arthropoda; Insecta; Orthoptera; Acrididae
Product: cytospin-A
Exons: 17
Coding region: 458-3523 (1021 amino acids)
Biological process (GO): actin cytoskeleton organization
Cellular component (GO): microtubule organizing center; filamentous actin
Molecular function (GO): protein binding
Source: RefSeq, a predicted model, not a curated record
UGUAGCGGCAGCGCGCAAACGCCGUAAGCCCGUCGUCGCACAACGGCGCCCGCUUGCGUUGUUUUGCUAAAAGGAGAGCCCUACGUCGGCAGUUCUGAAUUAUUUUUCGCUGUCCCCGAGCACCGCCCCAACAGUGUCUCUGGCGCUGAAUAUAGUGCACCGUUCUACAAACCAGAGUGGGGAGUUGCUACUGGAAGCGGCGUCGUUUUGCGUGGAGGGUGAAAUCACCCUCGUUCGAUCUUAUAUUCUGUCGACGCACCCCACUCGCCAGUUCCAAACAGCCCCGUCAUUCGGCGACUAUACAGUGUAGUGCUUUUAGUGUUAUUACGCUUCUUUCAACAGGAAAUUAAAGAACUUUCAAUUGUGGGGUGAUCUUCGUGCGAUCAGUGAUCUGCUUUCGACUACUGCUUCGUUUGAUGUGACCCGUCAGUCGUCACUGCUGCAAUCAUGGGGUCCGAUGCCGAGCCCGCCCCGCAAGAGGUCCCGCGUGCAGACGCCCUCGCCCGUUCCUCAGGUGGUGACCAGUACGCCAUCAUCUAGCUCUGCCAGGGAAAGGAAACGGGUGAUCGCGAGUCUGACGCGAGGUGGUGUCCAGCCAGUGCGCAGCAAGCCGGCUGGCGGCAGUCAGGACACCGCGAAGAAGCAGAAGCAGCAGCAGCAGCCGCCGCCUCGGCGGCACCAGCUGGUCCCGGCGUCUCCCGCCGUCCCAGUGCGGAACCUACGCCCGAGGGAUCUGCCGCCUAAUACAAGGAAGAAGCCGCCAGUUCCUACCGCCGUCGCCUCCAGGAACAACCUCCGCGGCCGCACGCCCACGCCCAGACACGCGGCGUCUUCGGCCGGGGGCGGCGCGGGCGGCGGCGCCGGGCCCAAGGGCGGCGCAGCGGCCGAGCCCUCGGGGCCCAGCAUGGUGGACGUCGAGGGUGGCUCUCUGGCCCUGCAGCAGCAGCAGCAACAACAACAACAGCAGCAACAGCUACAACAACAGCAGCAACAGCUGGCCGCGCAGUACCAACAGGUGGUCAGCGAGAAGGCGCGCUUGGAGGCGCGCCUCGCGGUUCUGCUCGACGCCGAGCACGAGGUCCAUACUCUCAGGGAGAGGCUCCAGGAACAGCAUUCCACAAUGGAGCAGUUGAGAGCAGAAAACGUGUCCUUGCAAGCAAAGCUCCUGAGUGUUGCACACUCACCUCUCUCAGACUCUGAGAAGCAACAGCUACUCCUUGGAGCUCGACAGCAUAGUUCUGCACCUGCAUCUAUGGUUGCCAGUGACCUACAACUACCAGUGGAGGAUACAGCAGAUACAACAAUACCUGAAACAUCCAUUCCAUCAUGGGACAGGCAGUCAGCUUCCAGUGCCAGCCAACUGUCUGUUGCAUGUUUACAGGAUCGUAUCCAGCAAAUGGAAGAGACUCACUAUAGCACCAAUGAAGAGCUGCAGGCAACUCUUCAGGAGCUUUCUGACUUGCAAUCUCAGCUUCAGGAGCUGCAGGCUGAGAAUGAACGUCUGGUUGAAGAUAAGCACAUUCUUGUGGAAUAUCUGUGCCAGCAGUCAGAAAAGUUGGAAGACAGCCGGAGUCAAGCUGAAGCUUUGCAGGGAAUGCUGCUGCGGGGUGGGCCCGGUGAAGUUGUCCAUGAUGACAGAUUAUUAGACCUCCUCAAAAUUGCCCAGGAGAAACGAGAUUGCCUCUUAGUUAAACAGCAGGAAUUAACUACUCAAGUGGCAGAGCUACGCCAAGCUACCAAUGUUGCCCAGGAGGAGGCAGCUCAGUCACGAGAGUCAGCGCGUAAGCUAGAGGCAACAUUAGAGGCCGUGCAAGCAGAACGGCACACAUUGGAGCGCGAAUUAGCAGAGGUUCGACAGGAAAGCUCAUCACGUCUCAUUGAAUUGCAGAGACUCACCACACUGUUAGAAAAUGCACGAGCGAAGAUUGAGGAGUUAGAGACAGCUCGUGAGUUGGAAGACAAAUCUGAUGUUGAAGAAAUGUUGGACAAUGUCAGGAAAGAGAAGGAUACACUAGAGAGCCAAGUAGCGACAAUGCAGGAACAAGUGUUACGUGGCCAGUGUGAAAUCACUAGGUUGGAGGAACAAUUGAUGCACUUGCAGGAGGAGUGCAAGGUAACUCGUAAUAAUGCAAAGUCAGCACUUUCUGAUUUGGAAUACAAAUUUGAAAGUCUUAAACAAGAAAAACAACAACUGUCAACAGAAGUGCAGGUCUUGCAGAAAUCUCUUUCUGAUAUUAAGAUGCAAUGUCAGUGCUACCUAGAUGAUAAAGAGCAACUACAGGCAGUUUUAGCAGACUGUCAAAAGCACUUGAGUGAAGCUGAACAAAAGUUGACUGAACAGGAAAAGAGUCUUGAAGAAGAAAGGAGGUUACGGCAGCAAGAGAGUGAAGAAUGGCAGCAGUUUCAGACUGAUCUCUUAACAACAGUUAGAGUUGCGAAUGACUUUAAGACUGAAGCAAGUGAGGAGCUGAAGAAGCUGUUGGUGGAAAACAAAAACUUGAGGGAUAAGGUGCGAAACAUAGAAGCACAGCUGGAGAAGUACAAAGCAGCCACGCCAAAACCACCGACUUCAGCUACACUGGGAAUUAGAGUGCCUACUUCAGCCAUGCAAGAAACUGGCUGUCCAACAUCUACUGUGACAAAUAGUGUUCCACAGGAGAUAACAUUGAGAGGCAGGGAAAUUGGAGUUUCCCGACAAGAUAGCCAGAUUUCUGUCAAAUCUCUGAUAGAGAGCAUCGAGAAUGCAACCAAACAGGCAAAAGGUGGUCCACGAAGCCGAAGUAGUUCGACAUCCAGUCUAAGCAGCAUAACAAGUGAAGUGAGGACUGCAACAUCGACAGGCAAUCCAAGUAUGCCACAGACACCAAACUUCACUCGUAGGCAUAAUUCUGAAACAGAUGCUGUCUUUUCUGUGAAGACGCCUCUUCGGGACCAACAACAGAGCAAUAACCAAACUGUUGGAAACAAUACAAACAAUAUGAAGGCUUCACAGAAUAGGAGAAAUCUAAUCACUGACAACACAAACAGCAAAGCAAAUCUCUACAAUGACAGCUUAAAGAAUAACAAACCCUUGGGAGAUGUGGUACAAGCUAAUCCAGUGUCAAUCCUGGCCAACAAAACAAUGGAUUUUGUGAGGAAAAACAGUUGCAGUGACUUAAGUGAAAGAAAAGAUCCUCUUUCAGCAUUAACAAAAAAUGGUGGCUCGAAGCGCAACGCUCUCCUGAAGUGGUGCCAGAAUAAGACAGUUGGCUAUAAAAACAUUGACAUCACAAAUUUUAGCAGUUCAUGGAAUGAUGGGCUAGCAUUUUGUGCUAUCCUUCAUUCAUACUUACCGGAUAAGGUGCCCUACGACACAUUGAAUCCAAGUGAAAAAAGGAGAAAUUUUUGUAUAGCAUUCGCAGCAGCUGAAUCUGUUGGCAUUCCUACAACAUUGAAUCUGUCCGAAAUGAUUCAGCUGGAACGACCAGACUGGCAGCAAAUAAUGGCAUAUGUUACUGCCAUUUAUAAGCAUUUUGAGACGUGAAAUUAACUGAAAUGCAUCUUUUUAUUGUUGUUCAGUGUUCUACAAAAGGAGAUGUUUUAAUUCAUGAUUUUAUAUAUGAAGGCUUAAGAAGCAUAUGUUCUGUUUUUGUCUGUUGUAUUAAUGAAUGUUUUGGACAAAUUGAGAGGUGUGACAUUAUCUGGUUUGAAUGAGGUGUUUCAGAAAUUUGCUUCUUGUGAAAUAUUGAGAGAACAGAGUGACUAGUGACUAUUAAUUGAUGCUAAUGUAUUGUCCAAAGGUAACAAACAAGUAAUUAUUCACAUUCCAACUGAUUAAUGCAGCUCAGAACAGUAUCUUUAUAUGUCAAAUGCCUUCCCCCUCCCCAUAAAUAAGGGAGCUCUGGGCUUGAACUUGGAUGUACAAAAGUGAGAUUAUUUCUCCUGUAGUGCUCCAUAAUUAAUGAAACUACUCUCUGAUGAUAGUGAACAAGUAGCUUAAAAAGCAGCAGUUAAGACAUUCUUAGUAGAUCUGUUCUAUUUGGUGAGUCUUAUUAGAGAACACUCAGCAUCACUGUUUUACUUAGUUUAUUUAUUGUGUACAUUGGAUGAGUGCAGCUGCUGAUUGAAAUAGAUACAAUAUAUUUUUAAGAACUGACUGUGUGUGUGUGUGUGUGUGUGAAAACCAGUGAGGUUUUAGUAAUAGUAGCAUAAUAUGACAGUAGAAUCUUCAUACAUUCAAAAGCAGCUAUAUUUAUAUUAUCUAGUCAUAAAAUUACUGCAUUUUAUAAAUGACGUAUAUUAUUGAUGUCAUUUUAACAGCAAGUGGUUUUUAAACUGUUUCCAUAGAUAUGUAUGUAAAUAAUAUAUUGUUGGAUGUAUUGAUUUAAGGAAAUGAACUGAUAAGAACUAUUCAAAGAACUGGGAAUUCUGUAAAUUUUCAGAAAGGCAAUAACAUAGGUGAAAAUGAUAUUAAAUCUGCUUCUGUGAGUAACAUCAUUUUUAUUACUGAAGUGGAAUAUUAUAUCAUUCUAAAACUGUUCCAUAUUUGUGUGUGCAUCAGAUUGGUGGCAACUUAUCAGCCAUUCUCUCAGAGCAUUUUGUACAUUUUGAAGUGAUUUGUAAGUGAUGUACAAUGAAUGACUGAUCAGUGUUCGGUUGAUCAUCUGUCUCGUUCAUGUAAUUUUUAUAUAUGAAAAAUUAUUUUGAAGGACUAUCUUGUAAAGUAUCAGAACUUCAUUUGUUUAUCUUGAGGGCUAGAAGGAGUUUAUGUAACAUGCUUCCAUUUAUCUGUGGACAUACAUUGUUCACUUUGAUAAGAAGGAAACCAUUGCAGUAGCGUACUAACUGAGAAAUGAUUCUCCACUCUGCGUUGUUUUGCAGUUUCUUUGAGUUUCAUAAUAGGCAUUAACGUGUGUUGAAAAUGCUGUUCAAUACUGUACACUUUAUUUACUUCUGCUUGUAGGUAGUUUCUGCACAUUUUGUGGCUUUUCAGUGAAUGGAGCUUAAGCAAUAAUAUGUACAAGCAGUGCUUUAAUAUGCUACAGGUUGUAUAUGAUAGGUGGAAGCAGCUUGCUCUUCUAAAACUGCCUGCAGUAUUUCUUUUAUUCCAGAGCUAAACAGAUUUUUUUUCCUGUUUGUAAUGCUGCCUUGGAUCUUUCAUAAUCCAAUCUAAAGGAGCUGAUAACUGCUCCCUUGCCCUCAAGAAUGCCCGAGAUGGAUCACAUAUGGAAAAUAAAAAGGUUUAAAUAUGUUUUAGCUGUUCGAUUUUCAAAGAUUUGUUGCGAGUUCCUAAACUACAGAAAGAUAUUUUAUAGUAGUCUGUUUGUAAUACAUGUAUUAAAUUGUAAAUAUACUUGUUAGUCAUAUGUAUUAUGCACAAAUAAACAUAUACUGUAACAGUCAUGAUACAUAAA